Messenger RNA from Cryptotermes secundus, 2995 nucleotides. RefSeq names its product zinc finger protein 540. Gene Ontology annotation, cellular component: nucleus. The transcript is spliced from 6 exons. Bases 130 to 2511 code for a protein of 793 amino acids. Gene Ontology annotation, biological process: regulation of transcription by RNA polymerase II. Lineage: Eukaryota; Metazoa; Arthropoda; Insecta; Blattodea; Kalotermitidae. The record is from RefSeq and is a predicted model, not a curated record. Gene Ontology annotation, molecular function: RNA polymerase II cis-regulatory region sequence-specific DNA binding; zinc ion binding; DNA-binding transcription activator activity, RNA polymerase II-specific.
AACGGCGGACAAGCGGUCCUCGGCGCCCUCGGCGUGCUGUUGUACGUUGGUGACGGUUGGGACCGUUGGGACCGGUGGUGAGCUGUAGCGCCGUGUAGGACGUAUAUUUGUGUUGUGUUGACAGUAAAAAUGGAAACCAAGAAACAGAGAAGGAAAGUAUGCUGUGUCCCUGGGUGCCGGUUAUCUAAUAGGCAUCUAGCCCAGGAGGGAGAGAAAUUCUUCCACUUUACCAGGGUUCCAGCAAUGGCACAAAAAUGGGUCCGUGCUGUAAAUAACCCUAACCUGGUUGUUGAAGAAGCACAUAUGUACCACAGAAACAAGUGUGUCUGCCACCGUCAUUUUGCAACAUCCCAGUAUAAUACUCCUGAAAGGUUGCACCUCAAUCGGAAUGCUGUACCCACACUAUUUUUGCCAUCAUCUGAUAGUACUGAAGAUGGCCUUUCAGAAUCAGAUCCAUACAGUAAGAUUGCAGAGUCAGGCGUCCAGGAUGAACGUGAGUCUAGAGAGGAUGGUGUUAAGGAAUCGACAGGUAAGCAUGACGAGGCUGGAAGUCAAUUUCUUGAUGAUCUGUACAGUGGGAUGUAUAUGGAUGAACACAAAAAUAUAAGUAAUUUACAGCCACUGCAUAAGGAUCAAGAUAGAGUGGAAGUGCCAGCACAGGAAGAUACUAAAUUGAGACAAGAUAUUUUGACGGAAAAUGAUAGAGCACAGCACCAUAAUUCAAAUGGAACGCAAACUAAUCACCAGAAUCACUGUAGAGAACCAGUGACACCUGGUGGCACUGCAGUGAAUGAGAGAGAGAUAACUGAAACUUGUGACAUCACAUCUGAUCAUGGUGACACUGAUGAAAGCAGAGAUGUAAAGUUUAUUACAAAUGAGCCUUGUACAGUAGCAGUAGAUUCAUGGGAAAACCUACCAAAUCAACUGUGCCGACUCUGUGCGUCUACAGAUGAACAUCCAAAGCAGUCAAUUUUUGGCUGGAUGAGUAUGCUAAAUAAAAUAAUUCCAGAUUUGGUUGCCUUGGAUGAUGGACUUCCGCAACAUAUAUGCCGGCCUUGUACAAACAAGCUAUAUACUUGUACUAAAAUAAAAGUAGAUUUUGUUGAAGCAUAUAACAAGCUCCAAGAAAGCUGUGGAUUUGCAAGGUCACCAGGAAUUCAGUUCACAGAUAUUCCAUUAGCCAUGUCUGAUUACCCUAAAGAGCAGUUAGUAUCUGAGACUGAAGAGCAGUUAGUUUCUGAGACUGAAGAGCAGAUAGUGCCUGAUGCUGAAGAACAGUUAGUGUUUGAAGAUGGAGUACAGUUAGUGUCUGAAAUCCCUUCUGAAGGCCUUUAUACAGUUACACCAAGCUCUAAUAAGGAUAGUCUUGAAGGCAAAAAGAUGACCUUAAAUACUGGAGGUCAUUUGUCUUUAAAUCUUGAAGAAUAUGCUAUUUCAGCCACUCAUGAUGAGGCAACCGACCAAGGAAAUUUUCCCCAAGGUAAAACACAGAGCAUUGAUGACACCUCAGGUGCAUGUGACAUAAAGGAACGGAAGGUAGGAAAGUAUAAGUAUGUAUGUGGUGAGUGUGAGGAAAUGUUCACAACAAAGGGAGCUCUAAGAGCACAUAAAUUUACCCAUCGUAAAGUCUUCGAAUGUGAAUGUUGUAGGAAAACGUGUAGAUCUGCAGCGCACUUAGAUGACCACAGACGUAUUCACACCAAGGAGUUACCAUUCAUGUGUGAGAUGUGUGGAAAAUGUUUCCGAAACACAAUGAAUUUACAAAGUCAUAAAUAUGUUCAUAAACCACGGAUUUAUGCUUGUGAAAUAUGUAAUAAGAAAUGUAGUGGUAGGUUUAUCUUAAGACAGCACAAGAAGGUGCAUUUUACAGACACAAAGCUGAUAUGUGAGGUGUGUGGAAAGAUACUGUAUACUCCCUUUAGCCUUCAGAUUCACUUGCGAACUCAUACUGGUGAAAAACCUUUUCAGUGUGAUGUGUGCGGGAAAUGUUUUAUUUCUGCUGGAAAAUUGAAGCAUCAUAGGGUUAUUCACGCAGAUCAAAGGUUCCGAUGCAUUACGUGUGGUAAGGCAUUCAAUUUCAAACAGUCAUUAGUAGAACACGAAGAAUGUCAUUCUAAGCUGGAAUAUUACAGGUGUGUGAUCUGUUUUAGAACGUAUUCUAACUUAGGAAACAUGAGACGUCAUCGUAGGAUAUAUUGUAAACAGCCUUUUUGUAUUGUCUGCAAUGAGACUUUUCUGACUGGCGAGAUGGUAAAAGAACAUCGGUCAAAGGAACACACUCAAGAAGAGAUUACAUUGGCAGCAAAAAUUUAUAGUCGACAGUGGUGUUGUAAAUGUCCACUUUGUGCCCAGGUUAUAACUGGUAUAAAUAUGGUGAUGCACAUGAAGGAGUGUCACAGUGGUUACAAUUAUGAACCAUUUGGUUGUGAACAAUGUUCUGAAACAUUUUCUUCUGUCAGUGCCUUGCAUAUACAUACAAGAUGUCAUAGUGAAACCCAUUUAAUUGCGUGACUUGUAACGAGCUUAAGACAAAGAAGACAUUCAAGUGGCAUGAUUUGUCAUUCCAGAAGAAUCAUCAGAAGACUGUCUGACUUGAUUGUGCAUAAGAGGGAACGCUGGGGAAAGACGAUUCUUUUGCCCAAUGUGUAUUAAGGAAGUUUUCACAAGAAGUGACAUGUUAAGACAUACAAAGAAACAUUUGCAAAGUAGUUCAAAUGUUGCACUGAAGUAAGUGAUUGAGGAAACUAUACAUAUGAGUGAAACUGUAUUGUUCUGUAGUGUAGAUGGAAUUGCUCCACUCCAGUUACCAGUGAACCAAUCUAUUAUGAAAAUCAUGACACUGGUGGCUACAGUACUUUUGUAGUUUCACAUUCACAGUGGAGGCUAUGUGCUGGUUGUUAGAAUUUCUGAUGGAAGUCACACAAUAUUACUGAAUGUAAUAUCCUGAAAUUUUCUGUAGCGAGAUGUUUAAAAAUUAUAUAACUCUUGCAGUUUU